AAACAUUCCAUAAUUGGAGUAUAAAUGUAUUGGCUUCACCUUAAUUGCUUAAAUUGGUUCCACCUUCUUGGUGCUUGAGGAAUGCAUAGGAUACUUACUUUAUAUAUAUGCCACAAUCAUGAUGGAAUUGGGGAAUCUUUUGCUUAUCCAAAGUUAAAAACAUCGCUUUCUUCCUUCCUACUUUUCUUUUGAAUAAGAGAUCAUAUUUUGUUGAACCAAGAGGGGAAAAAGGCUUAAGUUGGUUCGAUAUAGGAUCAGACAAGUCUAUAUAUGUAUCUCUUUCUUCUUUAAAGAAGAUGAGAUUGUUUCAAAGUUCUUAAGAGAGCAAAUGAAGGGAAAGCGGGGCAGCUGAAGGAAGUGGCUAAUGAUCCUAUUGUGCUCAAGUGGGAGAGUCUCGCUAAAGGUACGUACCUAAUUGACUUCUACAGAGGAGGCCAUUUAAAGCUGUCUGCAGCACAAAGAAAGCAGAGUGCAGGCGGAAAGGAAAGCCAUGGAUGUUAUGGUUGGAAAACUUCUGCAACAACUGCUACUCGGGCUCAUAAUUUUAGCAGCCACAGCAGCAUCCAUUCCAAACUCAUCAAUCUGCGACCGUAUGUGUGGAAAUAUUAAAAUCCCCUACCCAUUUGGAACAAGCGAGGGCUGUUCCCUUGACAAACCUUUUCUCAUCACGUGUAACCACACGUUCCAUCCUGCAAUACCAUUUCUGGACCGUGGUAUAGCUGUUGAGGACAUAUCAGUACUAAAUGGGGAACUGCGAGUCUCAAACGACGUAGCCCUCCUUUGCAAAGGCCUCCACCCUCCAGACAAUGUGUACGAUUUCCUCGAAGCUGGCCCCCGGACUUUAAAUGACAAAAACGCAGAAGCUAUUCCUUGCGGUUCCAGAGAUCCAUCACAGUAUGCUAAUUGCGUCUCCCCCAGAUCAACUGUGAACUACACAGGCAUCUCUGCCUUGCUUAAUUUGUCAAGUUUUCGCAUCUCAGAAACGAGGAACAAGAUCACUGCUGUUGGUUGUGAUGUUUAUACGUAUAUUCAAGGUUCAGAUCAGGGACAGAAGGGCUUCACCACUGGAUGCUUAUCACUCUGUGACCAAAAUCUCACCGUGGUUAACGGGUCUUGCUCUGGCAUUGGUUGCUGCCAGACUUCUAUCCCAAAAGGAGCAACGGGGUAUAUUUUGAAUGUUCGGAGAUUGAGCAACGAUACCUUACCUGCUGGCAAAGAAUCCAAAGAUCGAUCAUGUGGUUACGGCUUUAUAGUGGAUGAACAAGCAUACAAUUUUUCCUCCUUAGAUUUCGUAAACUUAAAGAAUAGGAGUUCUGUACCCCUGGUGCUUGAUUGGGCAAUUGGAAAUAAGAGAUGCAAAGAUGCUCAGAAAAAAAAGGGAAGCUAUGCAUGUAAGGCAACGCAUAGUUAUUGUUACGAUUCCACCAACGGCCCUGGUUAUCGUUGCAAUUGCUCGGAGGGUUAUCUAGGGAACCCUUACAUCCCUGAUCAUGAACAUGAGAGUUGCCAAGAUAUUGAUGAGUGCAUGGGUCUUCGGAAACUUUGCAAUGCAAAUGCAACAUGCACCAACACUGAUGGAAAUUACAAAUGUACUUGUCCCAAGGGAUACGAAGGCGAUGGGAGGAAAGACGGAACAGAUUGCAGGCCUAUAGUACUCGGCCAAUCUAAUAAUAAGAUCAUCAGCAUUGCAUUGGGUGUCAGCAUAAGCCUCUUAGUGCUCCUUGUAGGAACCUCCUGGGUAUAUUGGGCACUCAAGAAAAGAAAACUCAUUAAACUCAAAGAGAAGUGGUUCCAGCAAAAUGGUGGCUUAUUGUUACAACAACGACUCCGAAAUCACACAGGAUCUAUGGAUACAGCAAAAAUCUAUAGUGCAGAAGAACUUGAAAAGGCAACAGACAAUUACAACAAAAGUAAAAUCCUUGGUCAAGGAGGCUACGGAACUGUUUACAAAGGAGUGUUGCUAGAUAACAAAGUGGUUGCAAUUAAAAAGUCAAAAAUUGGUGAUCAAAGUCAGAUAGAGCAAUUCAUAAACGAGGUAGUUCUGCUUACUAAAAUCAACCACCGGAAUGUUGUCAAAUUGUUAGGUUGUUGUUUGGAAACAGAAGUUCCCUUAUUAGUCUAUGAGUUCAUCACAAAUGGGACACUUUCUGACCAUAUUCAUGAUAAAAGCCGGUCUUCCUUACUCUCAUGGGACAAGCGUCUGAAGAUAGCUACAGAAACUGCAGGAGCCCUUGCAUACUUACAUUAUGAAGCGUCUAUGCCAAUUAUACAUAGAGAUGUGAAAACUGCAAAUAUACUUUUGGAUGGUAACCACACAGUAAAAGUAUCAGACUUUGGAGCUUCAAGACUCGUUCCUUUGGAUCAAGCACAUGAAUUAACUACGUUGGUGCAAGGAACACGUGGGUACUUGGAUCCAGAAUACUUACUUACAAGUCAUCUAACGGAAAAAAGUGACGUCUAUAGUUUUGGUGUUGUUUUAGCUGAGUUAUUAACAGGUAAGAAAGUAAUUUCUUUCCUUAGGCCUGAAAAUGAGAGAAAUUUGGCGACAUACUUCGUUUCUAUGCUAGAAGAGGAUCGCCUAUUGGAAAUUCUUGAUGAUCACAUCUACAAUGGGAGUAAUGCUGAAGAACUAAAAAAAGUUGCUGAUGUUGCAAAAAGAAGCCUUAGUGUUAAAGGAGACAAUAGGCCCACUAUGAAGGAAGUGGCAGUGGAACUAGAUGGAUUGAGAAUUAAGGAAAAGUAAUCAAGGAAAAAAGCUAAUCACAACAGAGAAGAGAGUGAGCAACUGCUUGGAUUGCUACUAUCUAUUGCAUCCACUUAUUUCUCUACCCCUCACUCCCAAUCAUGCAUGUUUCUUUCUAUCUUUCUCUUUCCAAAUCCUUCCAGCUUUUCUAGAUCGUCUUUUUUGUGCUGUCAUCAUCUUUUCUUGUCCUCGUCGUUUCCAUCUUGAGUCUAUCGGCCACUUUCCAUAAGCUGGCCUAGCUCCAUUGAUUGGAUUGGAUUCAAAUAUGCCCAUCGACUAAAUGGAGAUUUUAGUCUUGAUCCUUGCAAGUUAGGAUGUUAACAGAUCUUUCUGUAUGCUAAAGUAUUGUUAACUCAUGUGCUUUGCUAUAUUGCGUGCUUUUGUAUUGGUGUGCUUUUGGAUCAGUGAGCAAUUCGAUCAUGUAUCUAAUUAGGUGUGUGCUUUUUGAGUAUUCGUGUAAAUGUAUGUCAUAAGUUUUUAUUCGUGAUUUAUUUUUUGGUAAA
Messenger RNA from Carya illinoinensis, 3246 nucleotides. Its product is annotated as wall-associated receptor kinase 2-like. The transcript is spliced from 5 exons. The record is from RefSeq and is a predicted model, not a curated record. Gene Ontology annotation, molecular function: ATP binding; calcium ion binding; protein serine/threonine kinase activity. The coding region runs from base 491 to 2743 and encodes 750 amino acids. NCBI's taxonomy places the organism in Eukaryota, Viridiplantae, Streptophyta, Magnoliopsida, Fagales, Juglandaceae. Gene Ontology annotation, cellular component: plasma membrane. Gene Ontology annotation, biological process: protein phosphorylation; cell surface receptor signaling pathway.